AUGUCGAAGGUUUUCACGGUACUGGUUUUUUGUGUGAUGAUUCUCCACUUCUUUGUUUCCGCGUAUCGCUACAGGCCUUGGACAAAGUCAUCAUGUGAUGAUAAUAAGGUGUACAGAACUGGAGAUUCAUGCGAGCCUACCUGCUAUGGCGCCUCUACAAUCUGCCCACGGGAGGUUAUUUUUGACUGUCUCUGUGACAAAGGCACCUAUCGCACCCUUGACGGCAAAUGCGUUCUCGACUGUUCGGAUGAUCGAUUGGCGAGAACAUUUUCAAUCUGUGGCGAAAAUGAGGUGAUCGGAACUGGAGAUUUAUGCGAGCGUAGCUGCUAUGUCAAUAUUGAACACUGCCCACCGGCACAUGAACAUGCCUGUAUCUGUAAGGAAGGCUUCUAUCGCACCCUUUUCGGCAAAUGCGUUGCCGACUGUUCAGCCGAUGAGUUCUUUGGUCGUUGA
Necator americanus (New World hookworm) is the source of this 453-nucleotide messenger RNA. RefSeq lists its product as uncharacterized. The coding region runs from base 1 to 453 and encodes 150 amino acids. NCBI's taxonomy places the organism in Eukaryota, Metazoa, Nematoda, Chromadorea, Rhabditida, Ancylostomatidae. The transcript is spliced from 7 exons. The record is from RefSeq and is a predicted model, not a curated record.